Beta vulgaris subsp. vulgaris (sugar beet) is the source of this 4285-nucleotide messenger RNA. Its product is annotated as U11/U12 small nuclear ribonucleoprotein 48 kDa protein. The record is from RefSeq and is a predicted model, not a curated record. NCBI's taxonomy places the organism in Eukaryota, Viridiplantae, Streptophyta, Magnoliopsida, Caryophyllales, Amaranthaceae. The coding region runs from base 267 to 2537 and encodes 756 amino acids. The transcript has 5 exons.
AAACACCCGCCGUGUCUCUAUGGCUUGUAGCUCUAGCUGCACACUUGAACGAAGCAAGCAAGACGUGCUGUCGCCGUGAAUUGGGGCAACCAAAUAUCCGUUGGAAGUUUACCUCCUUAAUCUUGAAAUUGAAUUCAACCUUAUUAUGAACAAACCCCCAGAUUUCAAUUUACACCUCAAACUCAUUUAUUUCUCUAAAUCGCCGUGAAUUGUGGUUCAUCUAUGCUUAAUUUUGUGAAAUUUGACGCUAUACACUUCCCCCAUCAAUGAAUUCUCAGUAUCCAGCUUCAAAUUCCACCUUCUCUUUCAAUCCCAUAAACCCUAACCCUAAUUUCUCAAAUCCCCAAUUCAAUCCAUCGUUACCUCUACCUUUACCUCCAUCUCAAUCUCAAUUUCACUCUCAAACCCCUCUUCCUGACUUACCCAAUUCUCUCUCUUCUCUCAAAAACCUCAUAAAAUCAUCAAAUUCAAUUCUUCAAUCUCUCUCUUCCACAAUUUCCCCUCUUUCUCUCUCUUCAAAUUCCCUCAUUCAAUGCCCUUCAAAUCCCCAUCACUGGGUUCCCCCAUCUUCCCUCUUUUUGCAUACCCUUCAUUGCCCUUCAUCACUUGAUGUGAAUGAUUUAUUAGAUUCUCUCCAGUACCCUAAAACCCUGAAAUCUGAUCAAAACUUGAUAGACCAGAAUAAGUUUGUUCAGCCCCUUAAUGAUCCCACCUCAGAGCUCUGCUUCUCCCUUGACGAUUACGUCGAUUUCGGUUCCAAUUUCUUUUAUCAGGGAUGCCAUGGUGUAGUAAGCUCACUAAAUGAUGAUGCCAGUAGGAGGAUUUUCACUCUUCCUGGCAUUUUAUCGGUCGAGUGUGCGAAUUUUGUUGGUAAUAGUGAUAGGGAAACUGAGGGAAUUCUAGGAAGUAGUCUUAAGUUACUUCCCUCUGAGAUAGGGGUUGUUAAGCGUGAGAUUGAGCAGUGGAUUGAUUUCCCCAAUGAGUAUUCUUACAGUGUUGUUAGGGCAUUUGUGUGUGUGGAAUGUGUGAAGGGAAGUGUUUUGUUAUCAUGGUUGAUAGCGAAUUCACCGCGCUUUGGUGUUGUAAUUGAUGUGGCUAUGAGGGAUCAUAUGUCAGUACUUUUUAGACUUUGCUUGAAAGCAAUGACGAGAGAGGCUAUACGUUCAUAUAUGUCUUUGUUGAAUAGUGAUGUGGGUGCUAAUGGUCAUAAGUUUGAUCCAAAGCUCUUGAGGUUGAAGUGUCCUGUUACAGUUGAAGUACUGGGAUGGUUGGCAUCACAACUAUCCGUUUUGUAUGGCGAAGCAAGUGCCAAGUCUUUUGUUAUCGCGGUGCUUGGACAUUUGUUGCUUAAUGCUGCAUCUCAUGCCUCAUUGUUUCCUCUAGACAGGAAAGUGGAGCACAGUUCUGCUGCUAUUGAGCAAGAAACCAGUAUUUUAAUGGGUCACUCGGCAGUGGAGGUCAUGGAGGAUGAAGGGGGUGAUAGAACAGAUGAAAGAAAAUUGAGCAAGUCUAUAUUUGUGUAUCAAAUAGCAGCUGCUAUUGCUGCAUUGCAUGAAAGGUCAUUGUUGGAAGAAAGAAUCAGGGCGCUCCGGAAUCCUGUGCCACGUACUGCUUAUCAACGGAUGGCUGAGUAUCAGUAUAUUUCUAAGAAGGCUGAUGAGGAACGCCAAAAACGUCCUGAUUAUAGACCAUUAAUUGAGCAUGAUAGCCUCCUUCAUCAGAGGCAACAUGAUCAGGAAACUACCAAGAUGAAGACUAGAGAGGAAUUAUUGGCUGAAGAAAGGGACUAUAAACGUCGAAGAAUGUCCUAUCGUGGAAAAAAGUUGAAACGAACAGCAAAAGAGGUGAUGAGGGAUAUCAUAGAAGAAUACAUGGAAGCUAUUAAGGAAAGAGGAGGUAUUGGAGGCCUUGCAAAGGGAGAUGCUGAAGGAGCAACAUCAGCAUCUAAAUAUUCUGCUCAUAACUCCACAAACAUUGAGAUGACUCAUCACCCAAUAGAUGAUCAGCGACAUGGUUAUAGGAAAUUGGUGGAUAGUGACUUUGAAUCUAUGGAUAAAAUUAUUGAUGCUUCUGCUCGUAGAAAAGAGCUACAGGAAAAAGAAUCUUACAAUCACAGACGUCAUGAGUAUGAAAGAACAAACAGGGAGAGAAGUUCUAGGGACCGUUAUUUCAAAAGCCCUAGCACAAAUAGAAGACCUGGCCAGUCAAGAGAGCAUGUGAAUCACAGAGGGAACCAUGGUUUUAUGGAAUUGGAUGAAGAUGAACUUUCUAAAAGCAACUGUUCUUUUCCUAAUAAGCUUAGCUAUAGUGAUCAGAAAGCACGGCAUUCUGCAUCAAGCACUCUGAGGAGCUCUUCAGGUAGAAAGGACAAGAGGAAGUUAGGCUCUCCAGAUAGACAUAGAUGGAAAAAACAUGAGAAUGAUGUAUGGGGCUCUUCCAAAAGUGGUGAAUUCAGUGAUAGAUAUGAUCCUUCUGAAGCUAGUGAUAUUUAUGAUGAUCGGUUCAAUGACAGCCAGUCAACAAGGCCAGAAUUUUAAAACAAUCAAUAAUGGCAUGAGAGUUUGACUGCGAAGUAUUGUCUGGUUUCCAUACAAGGACCUUUUUACCCUUGGUGAGUGGAUACUGCGGGGCUCAUGUGCUUUAGCAGGAAGUCAUUCAGGCUUCAGCAGUAUUUUCUUUGUUCGUAUCCUCCUUUGUAUCCUUUAGCAGUUUAUGCUGCUUCUUGGUUCUUGUUCCUGAAUGUUAUGAUUUAUAUAUGCAUUCAUUUUCUGUUUGCGCUGUCUUCUUUCUCUGCCCCACUUUUAUUUUCUCAUCCUUUUUACUUCUGUCUUACACUUUGGCUUGAUCAUAUCUAUUAUUGCUAGUUGUGUACAGAAAUGUGGUCGGUAAAGUGGUGAAGGAAGGUAGAGCUUGUAUUUGUUUGAUAUUGAUUUUACAGACAAUAGCUAUACGCCUAUACCUUCAGCUCUUAAUAAGAUUUAUUACCAUCCAGCAUAACAUACCUUUAAACUGUUGGCACAUGCUUUCAUGGUUUGACAAUAUACAUAAGGCAAUGUUUUAUCGAAAUAGUUCACUUCCCUUCUUUGAAACUGAUUACCCCUAUGUCAACUUCUUUAAAAUGAAUACUUUGUUGUCUGAGAAGCGUAGACAUUAUUAGUUCAGGGUUACAGGUCGCCCUCACUUGUACUUCAGACCUUGUUUCUUCUAUCCCUUGUCUUGCCCAUAUUGUCAAAUUAGGUCAGCUAAACUUUUGUGUUACAACUUCCGAGUCAUGCCCCCUUUGUAGUUACUUUUUUAAUGGAGUUGCAGGUCUCAGGUCAAAAAUAUCUUGCUUAAACCUUAUAUACUUUGUCAGGCUCUCCGGUGUUAUCAUGUCGGGACAAUCAUUGACAACAUUUACUUGGUAGUCACUGUUCCAUACAACAACUAUUUGUUUUACUUUGACUCUCAUUGAUUGCUUAUUCAAGCUUGUUAUUAAUUCUUGUAAAAACAUAAAGCUCUAUACUAGUAUAUUACUAAUACUUCUCUGCCUUUGAAAUACGAGUAUUGCUAUCACUUCAUGAAGUGUCCAUGUUGAUGAAUAUAUGCUUAUAUAUCUACAAUUAUUGCUGAAUAUAAGGAAUAUAUGACAGGAUUUGAUGCUUGUCAGUUAAGGUGUUACUCAAAAGGCUUCGUUCUGAAUAGGUUGCACCUGUUUUAGUUCAUUACAUGAACACAGGCAUGAUAUCAGGUUUAAAGCUUAGAAGACUGUAUGUACAAGUUAUUUGAUGCUAGCAUAGAUUGCAGAGAUAUCAUUUGUUAGAACUUGAUGAUUUUGGUAGGGAUUGUUGGUCAAAUGCUCCCUUUAUACAGAAAAUGAAGGUUUGCUUCUGACUAAAUCUAUUUGAGAGAUCUCUGUUUGAAUCUUGUUUCUUGUAGAUCUCAAACUCAAGUGAAGAUAUAUUAUCUGGAUUCUGGAGGCUGUUUCAUUGUCCUACUGGCAUAAAAAUCUCGUUGGGAGUCAUCGAAAGUGAGGAUGGAAAUAUGGAACUUCGUAGGCUUUCAGAUUUACAUAAUUGUAACUUGUAAGCAUUUGCAGGAAAGAGUAACAGAAAAGUGAACGAAAGGUCGGAAUUUCGAAGUUCUGAUGUUGUCCAUUAAGCUGAUCAGGUGAGGAGAGAAUAACAUGUAGGGAUCAAGAUUUCCAUUUGAUAAGAACCAUUUCCAACCGUCUGUUUAUUCGUUUUGGUGUGCAACAUUUCCAACAGAUUGAUGUUUUGAUAAAUUUAUGUUGUGUUUUCAGCUA